AUGGAGCCGGUGCCCCGUGGCCGCCCCCAACGCGCGGGGCUCUCGGUCUUCGCCUGCUACGACCAGCUGCGGCGCGAGAUCCAGGCGCUGCUGGCGGAGAACGAGGAGCUGACGCGGGCGGUGGGGCGGCUCAAGGAGCAGCGGCACCUGCGGCACCUCCUGCACGGCCAGCCCGGCACGGCACCCAGCUCGGCACCCCCCCUCGCCGCCGUGCCCCGCUCCGGCAGAGGAGGCUUCGCCUUCCCCAGCCCAGGUGGGGGUACGGGUGGUCCCGCGGUGGUCCCGGGCCAGUGGGUGCCACGGCUGCAAAUACCCCCCCCACCUCCUCCCGCAGCCAAUGCCCCGGACUGGGAGCUGGCACCCCUGGAGCAGAGCCUGAUCUUCCAGAUCCCCCCCUGGGAACCCCUCUGGGACCAGCAGCCCCAGGACGGCACGCUGCCCAUGCCGAGCAGCACCGACGUUGGCACCGACAUCAGCACUGGGAUGCUUUCACCUGCCACCGGGAGCAGAACCCUCCCAGUGACCGUGCUGGGCAGCCCCAGCCCCAACAGCCACCGUCUCUCCUGCCCCCUCAACCGCUUCGGCUCUGCCGGCCACCCCCCUGGCCACCGGCCGCCCCCUGAACCGCCACGGGACCCCCCGGCACCGGAGCCGAGUGGCCCCAGCCUGCGGCUGUCGGACCUGCAGGGAUCGGGGGCCAGGGCCCCCCCGUCCCCGCUCCCGCCGCCCCCGUCCCCGGAGGAGCAGCAGCCGCUGGACCUGCGGCUGCCGGACACCCGGCGCAAGGUGACCUGGUGGAAGGCGGCCCGCGAUGCCGACCGGCUCGCCUCCAGCCGGGAUCCGCCGCAGAGUUCCAGCCCGCGAGAUGGCCGGCAGCCGGCAUGGGAGCAGCUGGUGGGCGAGAUCGCCUUCCAACUGGACCGCCGCAUCCUCGCCAGCGUCUUCCCCGACCAUACCCGCCUCUACGGCUUCACCGUCGCCAACAUCCCCGAGAAGAUCAUGGCGACCGCCCUCGGCACCUUGCCGGGGGGCUUUGACGAGCGGUGCUGCACCGCCGCAGCCCGGCGCUACGUCAGCCUGAUGGGGCGUCUGCGGGCACUGGGCUACAGCCCUGCGGUGCACCCGGCCUUCGCCGAGUCCCUCGUCAACACCUACGGCAUCCUGCCGGAGCCGGCCGGCCCCGACGCCUGCACCCGCCACAGCCCGGCCUUCCUGCGCCAUGUGGUGACCGAGACGGUGCCGCCGCCGGCGCAGCCGGACGCGUUGGUGCUGCUCGAGUGCCUGCAGGAGCUGGCACAGGAGGACGGGCAGCCCCUCUUCCUCUGGUGA
This is a messenger RNA of Harpia harpyja (harpy eagle), 1329 nucleotides long. It is a transcript of the gene SPATC1, whose product is annotated as spermatogenesis and centriole associated 1. The record is from RefSeq and is a predicted model, not a curated record. Bases 1 to 1329 code for a protein of 442 amino acids. The transcript is spliced from 4 exons. Lineage: Eukaryota; Metazoa; Chordata; Aves; Accipitriformes; Accipitridae.